CUUUGUUCAGUAAGUGACCUACAUUUGUUUAUGUAGUACACAGUCGACCUUUUGAUGCCAACACAGCUGUUGAUGUGUCAUCCAUGAUGUGUCGUUUUACUUUCAUUGUAUUCUUAGCCUUGGGUUGCCCGUACAAUGCAGAAUUUACUGACUAUUUCGGACAGUCGAGGCUAGUCUACGAAUGGACGACAGUGGACUUCGUGUGGCCGUCAUCAAACGACAGAUCUGAAGCUUUGAGAAGUGGCAGUUUUAUACCUGAGCGAAAUCUUAUUGCUGGGAUUAAGGUGUACAAGGAUACAAUAUAUCUGACCAUACCUCGUUGGAGAUGGGUAUCAGGACAACCAGCUACUUUGACCAAAGUCGUUGAGAUAGGCGGUCAGGCCAAACUUGAACCCUAUCCCAGCUGGGCUGAGCAAAAAGUGGGUGACUGCAAUGCACUCCAGUACGUCCAGAGCAUGGAAGUGGACACCAAUACAGGACUUAUGUACGUCAUUGACACAGGCAGGGUCGGCAUACGCGGGAACGAGACCACGUCGACAAGGUGUCCGGCUAAGAUUGUCGUGUUCAACCUUGAAACUGACCAGAAGGUGAGCAGCUACGAGCUCCCGGAGAGUUUCGUGAGCAGCGAUAACUUCCUCAACGACAUCGUCCUGCAGUACGUCAAUGGCAAGGUCAAGUACGCCUACAUGAGUGACGUGAUUGAAGGCCGCCUUCACGUCUUCGAUUUCGACACCCUUAUGGGUCGCAAUUUCGAGGAUCAAAGUAUGAAGCCAGAGCCAAAUAACGGAACCUUGAUUCGCGUUAAUGGCGUAGACUAUAAUUACAGAGCUGGCCUGGACGGCAUUGCAAUGUCCUAUGACUUUAAAUACAUUUACUAUUGCCCUCUUGGCGGGUAUAAUGUGUACCAGCUGCCUACAGCGUCACUGACUUCUGCUGAAACUCCAAAGCCCAGAUUGCUGGGCAGGAAAAUCUCGCAAAGCGACGGACUGACCUACGGGAUAGAUAGGCUCUACUAUGGAGCCCUGGGGCUUAACGCUGUCUAUUUCUGGUCGCUGGGUCACGCCAUGCGCGUCCAGGGUCUUCCGGCGGACAAGGUCGUCAUGGAGCAGCAGAGCGAGGUGGUUCGCGGUGACAUGGACAAGCAAUGGCCGGACACGUUUGCUUGGGAUGACCAGGGCUACCUCUACUUUGUGUCAAACAGGCUGCAACUGUUCAAUAGCAACACGAUGGACUUUAGUGGGCAUGACAGAAGUAACAUGAGAGUCUGGAAAGUCUGGGUGAAUGACACAAGCUAUUUAUACCAGGCGAAAUUUCGAACAGAGCAGUCCAUUGUUGGUUAGUUCUGUAAGUCACUAUGAGAUUAUGUGUUGAAUAGAUCAACGAAUUUUACUUGACUGCCUAAUCGUCCUCGUAUUUUAAAGUUCUUAAUAGUGGCCUACAGAACUAGACGUUUGUAGAAGUGGAGUUUUAGACUCAUUCUUUUUUUUAUUUUUUAAUAUUAUUUGAUUGACUAAUUGUAUUGAAAAUAAUAAAAUAAAUAUUUGACUGUUUUAAAAUA
Messenger RNA from Biomphalaria glabrata, 1558 nucleotides. Its product is annotated as protein yellow-like. The record is from RefSeq and is a predicted model, not a curated record. The transcript is spliced from 2 exons. Bases 84 to 1340 code for a protein of 418 amino acids. NCBI's taxonomy places the organism in Eukaryota, Metazoa, Mollusca, Gastropoda, Planorbidae.